AUGUCGAACCGAGAACACCUCUCGUCCCCAGCGGACUCCCAGAUGACCGUCGCAGACCCGCAACCCUUCAACCCGGAACGCAAGACCGAGAAGGACCAGGACAGAACCGAUUACUCCUCCGACGAUCAGCACCCUUCCACCUUCCAGCCGUCCGCCGACCCGGAGAAGGCCGCGAAGCCGUCGUAUCCGGGAAGCGACGCCCCGGACGGCGGUCUGACGGCAUGGCUCGUCGUCCUCGGCGCCUGGUGUACCAGUUUCUGCAGUUUCGGCUGGGUCAACAGUGUCGGCGCUUUCCAGGAGUACUACCAGAAUGACCUGCUCAGAAACUACUCGGCCAGCACCAUCUCCUGGAUCCCCUCGCUGCAGAUCUUCUUCAUGAUGGCCAUGGGCCCCAUCAUCGGCACGCUCUACGACAACUACGGCCCCCGCUGGCUCAUCCUCGGCGGCACGAUCCUCCACGUCUUCGGCCUCAUGAUGACCUCCCUCUCGACGCAGUACUACCAGAUCCUCCUCGCCCAGGGCAUCUGCUCCGCCAUCGGCGUCUCCGCCAUCAUGCAGCCCGCCCUCAACACCAUCAUCGGCUGGUUCAACCUCAAGCGCGGCGCCGCCUUCGGCAUCCUCUCCACCGGCUCCUCCAUCGGCGGCAUCGUCUUCCCCAUCAUGGUCACCCGCCUCAUCAAGUCCGUCGGCUACGCCUGGGCCAUGCGCACCUGCGCCUUCAUGAUCCUCGGCCUCCUCAUCAUCGCCAACCUCACCGUCAAGGCCUACCACCCGCCGCGCCCGCAGAAGGUCACGCGCGAGAUGCUGCUCCGCCCCUUCAAGGAGUCCGAGUUCGUCAUGGUCGUCGUCGGCUUCUUCCUCUUCACCUACGGCAUCUUCGUGCCCAUCAACUACAUCCAGGUCCAGGCCCUCGAGGCCGGCAUGUCGCCGGACCUGGCGCAGUACCUCGUCGCGAUCCUCAACGCCGGCUCGCUCUUCGGCCGCAUCUUCUCCGGCGUCAUGGGCGACAAGAUCGGCAAGUACAACAUCUUCGUCGUCGUGUGCUACCUGUCGGCCGUCUGGAUCCUGGCGCUGUGGAUCCCGGCCCAGAGCGACGCCGCGCUGAUCGCCUUCGCCGUGCUCUUCGGCUUCUGCUCCGGCGCGUACGUCUCGCUCAUCGCGCCGCUCGUGGCCGCCAUCUCGCCCUUCCAGGAGAUCGGGUUCCGCACCGGCAUCACGUUCCUGACCAACUCCAUCGGCGGUCUGACGACGAACCCCAUCAACGGCGCGAUCCUGGCCGGGCCGAGCGGCUGGGUCGGGAUCAAGGUGUUUUCCGGCGUGUUUUGUGUUGCGGGGACGACUUUUAUCUUGCUUGCUAGGAUGAAGAGGACCAACUGGAAGGUCUUCGUUGCCUUCUAA
This is a messenger RNA of Colletotrichum karsti, 1398 nucleotides long. RefSeq names its product monocarboxylate. Gene Ontology annotation, molecular function: transmembrane transporter activity. Gene Ontology annotation, biological process: transmembrane transport. The coding region runs from base 1 to 1398 and encodes 465 amino acids. Gene Ontology annotation, cellular component: fungal-type vacuole membrane. The transcript is spliced from 2 exons. The record is from RefSeq and is a predicted model, not a curated record. NCBI's taxonomy places the organism in Eukaryota, Fungi, Ascomycota, Sordariomycetes, Glomerellales, Glomerellaceae.